Molecule: messenger RNA, 804 nt
Organism: Rhizophagus irregularis DAOM 181602=DAOM 197198
Lineage: Eukaryota; Fungi; Glomeromycota; Glomeromycetes; Glomerales; Glomeraceae
Source: RefSeq, a predicted model, not a curated record
AUGUAUGGAAAUCUAAAACAAAAGAUCUCUAAUGAACUUUCCGCACAUGUCAUCAAAAUUCUCAUCGAUCUUGGUAUACUAAAUAAUAUACCGGGAAAGAGGUCACUUCAUGACCAGAUCUCUACUGAACUUAAUGAUAAAUUUGACACAUGUAUUUCCGAUAUUAAUUCUAUUUUCACUGAGAAGCUCGACAGAAUCAAUAAUGAUCUUAAUAAUAAACUUACCGCGGAAAACAAGGCACGUGAUGAUGACUUCACUAAGGAGACACAGAAAAUCUUUUCAAUGAUCAGUACUGUUACUGAAAGGCUUGAUAGGAUCGAAGAAGCCUGUCAUAAUGAUUUUGGAAACAUUUCGUCCGAAUUUACAUCAAUCAAAGCUUCUAUUGAAAUUCUUCAAAAUGAUUUGGCCCAACGUUAUGCGGUUGUCCAAAGAGCCAAUUUCGAUCAACAAAGCGUGUUCAAUGAAUCUGAAACUAAUGAAUCUGAAUUGGGAAGUUCGCUAAACUCUGCCUCAGCUUCAACUAGUUCAAGCUCUUCAUCUGAAGGUUCCAAUUUAUCUGGAAUUUUUGAUAUUACUGGAGAUAUUAGAAUCCGCUUUAAACAACACUUUGAUCGACUUAUGAAGGCGAGGAAUUAUACUUCUGAUGAGAUGUUUAUCUCGGUAGCGGUAGAUAUUCGUGGUCUUGGAGGGAAUAUUAAAAUCUCAACAGUGAAAAAUUUUUAUAGUGGUGUUGGUCGUAGUACAGUUAGUACUGUUAAUCAGAUAAACGCAUGGGUAGCUAGUUUUAAUAAUAAUGCGGAGUAG